AGCCCCGCGCAGACUGGCCCCGCCCAGCGGCCCCGCGGGUUCAGUCCCAGGUCCCUGCGCCCCGAAUCGCGGCGCGGCCGCCGGUCGAGCCGCAUGGAGCCCCGGGCGGCGGACGGCUACUUCCUUGGCGACGUGGGUUUCUGGGUGGAGCGGACCCCUGUGCAUGAGGCAGCCCAGAGAGGUGAGAGCCUGCAGCUGCAGCAGCUGAUCGAGAGUGGCGCCUGUGUGAACCAGGUCACUGUGGACUCCAUCACGCCUCUGCAUGCUGCAAGUCUGCAGGGCCAGGCGCGGUGCGUGCAGCUGCUGCUGGCGGCCGGGGCCCAGGUGGACGCCCGCAACAUUGAUGGCAGCACCCCGCUCUGUGAUGCCUGCGCCUCGGGCAGCAUCGAGUGUGUGAAGCUCCUGCUGUCCUACGGGGCCAAGGUCAACCCUCCCCUGUACACAGCGUCCCCGCUGCAUGAGGCCUGCAUGAGUGGGAGUUCCGAAUGCGUGAGGCUUCUUAUUGACGUCGGGGCCAAUCUGGAAGCACAUGACUGCCAUUUUGGGACCCCUCUGCACGUGGCCUGUGCCCGGGAGCAUCUGGACUGUGUCAAAAUGCUACUAAAAGCAGGGGCCAACGUGAAUGCCGCAAAGCUUCAUGAGACGGCCCUUCACCACGCGGCCAAGGUCAAGAAUGUCGACCUCAUCGAGAUGCUCAUUGAGUUUGGUGGCAACAUCUACGCCCGGGACAACCGUGGGAAGAAGCCGUCUGACUACACGUGGAGCAGCAGCGCUCCUGCCAAGUGCCUUGAGUACUAUGAGAAGACACCUCUGACUCUGUCACAGCUCUGCAGGGUGAGCUUGAGGAAGGCCACUGGUGUCCGAGGGCUGGAGAAGAUCGCCAAGUUAAACAUUCCGCCCCGGCUCAUCGAUUACCUCUCCUACAACUGAGCUGCAGGCAGAGGUUGGGCAGCUGCCACUCACUGCUGGCUGCCCCUGCUGUGCCCAGCAUUGCCCCUAGAGGGGUCUCUGCCCGUUCCUCUGAAGCAGCGUGAUUGCUGUAGACACAACAACGCUCCUUCGAGUCCCUUCCUGCGCUCUUCUUUGGGCUUCUCUCCUGGAUCCUGGAGAAUGUUUCCAAGCCGUUGGGAAGGCCUCGGUCUCAGGUCACAGUUGUGGGUGUGGCCCUGCACUGUUUGGAAGCUACCCUCUCACUGGGCGUGGGCCCAGCUGUCCAGUUUUCCUCUUUUACAGACCAUCCUCAAAGGCACUGUAAGGACAGGCGGCUCGGGGAGCACAGAGGAGGCUGGCAGAGCUGGGGACUCAGGGCCUGGUUGCCGACUCCCACCUUCCUGGGCAGCCUGCACAGGUGCACAGGUCGCAGGUGCAGGCCACCACGUCUGGGUGGGCACCAGGACUGCCCUCGGUGCUCAUAGGGAGUGGCUGGGCCACGGAAGGUCAGCCUGGAGUCGUGGCCUGAGACCACUGCUCUGCUGGCUCUCUGCCGUGUGGAUGUUUUUCCUGGAGGACUUUCCAAGCCCCCCCGCCCCCCACCCUGAGCCUGGGCGCAUCCACCACUCAGGGGCUUUCUAUGGGUCUUCCUCAGGGAAGGCCCUGGCUUUGUAUUCCCCACAAGUAGCACUGAGUUUCUUAGGAAAUGUAUCUUCAGUAUUAGGUCUCAAAGUCUUGUAAAAAGUUUAUAUGUAGGAUAAAAGCCUUUUAGAGGAUGUGUAUGCUGUCCCUCUAAGGUUUUGCUUGUGAGCCGUUCAAACCGACAGCAGCAUGAAGGUGUACAUUCUCUUGGCUGUGCAUUCCCAGUGCAAAGGGCCGUUUGGAGACUCUGGGCAUUACUUUUCAUCUGUUUCUAUGGUUGUCAAAUGAAUUCACCCAACCUGCAGUUUGCUAACUCCUUGAAGCUAUCAAAUUAGCAAGGAGGCUGCCUGCACCUAGGAGCACCAUCACUCACUCACGAUUUGGUUUUGCGGAUACUCGUGGAAUAUCUGUCACGCACCCAGCAUUGUCCCAGUGCUUUGAGUAGGAUGGGAAUGGGACUGCAGCCAAGGCAGGAGAAGAAAACCUUGCAGUCCCAUCUUACAGUAAUAGUAACAGGUCAUUCUGCAUGAUAAGCCACAGGUGGAGGAUUCACAGCCCAUUUGACUGCAUGAGCCACCUGAGUCUUUGUCUUCAUCAAUUUUAAGAACCCCACCCACAACAGGGAGUUAAGCUGGAGGACCUUUGCAUGAUUUGUUCUGGGAUGUGUGGUUUCUGGGGCAAUGGAGAAGGGGUCAGGCCUGUCCUAGAGACAUUGUGCCCAGAAACGGGAACGUGGUACUCACUGGAUGCACGCAGGCAGCCUGAGCUCGCGUCCCAGACUGCAGAACAGAGUGAGCCCGAGCUGCCCACGGCGAUGCCCCUCGUGCUGCAAGACUGGAUGCCUCUCCUCGUGGACUCGUGGGGGUGGAGCCACAAAUCGGGUGAAAAACUUCACGCUGGCUGCCGGGGCGUUUCUCUCCUCCAGCGUUCCCAGCCGUUGUCCUGGGGCUUCCUCUUACACUGAGAAGAAGAGCAUUUCCAUUCGGUCACCGGCUCAGAUACCAGUUCUGGAUCAAUCAGUGUUUCUGCAUGGAAUAAUAACCAUUAAAAAAAGCAUUAGGUUCCUCCCUUUCAUCUUUGUAACUGAUUCUUGCCUCUAGCAAUGACAUCUGGUGACGUCUCACAGUAGAGCACUUAGCUCAGAAUCAGGUCCCCACGGCUGUUGCACAAUAAAAGUGGAAUAAAGUGCA
Cebus imitator (Panamanian white-faced capuchin) is the source of this 2762-nucleotide messenger RNA. RefSeq names its product ankyrin repeat and SOCS box containing 13 (gene ASB13). The transcript is spliced from 6 exons. The record is from RefSeq and is a predicted model, not a curated record. Bases 94 to 930 code for a protein of 278 amino acids. Gene Ontology annotation, molecular function: protein binding. Gene Ontology annotation, biological process: intracellular signal transduction; positive regulation of protein catabolic process; protein ubiquitination. NCBI's taxonomy places the organism in Eukaryota, Metazoa, Chordata, Mammalia, Primates, Cebidae.